This is a messenger RNA of Penicillium alfredii, 690 nucleotides long. Its product is annotated as NUDIX hydrolase. The transcript has a single exon. NCBI's taxonomy places the organism in Eukaryota, Fungi, Ascomycota, Eurotiomycetes, Eurotiales, Aspergillaceae. The coding region runs from base 1 to 690 and encodes 229 amino acids. Gene Ontology annotation, molecular function: hydrolase activity. The record is from RefSeq and is a predicted model, not a curated record.
AUGGACUCCUUAAUUGUUCCAUUCGAGGUGGUCAAUGUCCCCUUUUCCAAUUUUCAAGCCAACCUUCAAACCUACCUUCAAACCAACCUUCAAGCGAAACAGCUCGACAUCAAGUCAUUUUCCGCCAGCGCGACUAUAUUCUGUUGUGACCCAUGUGACACCUCCAACCUCUAUGUUCUCCUAUGCCAGCGCGCAUAUCGGGACGAUGCAUUGGGAAAGGACAACUCGUGGGGUGGAACUUGGGAGACACCUGGAGGAAGUCGCGAACUUGGCGAGGAGUUACCAGAUACUGCGUUUCGCGAGACUGAAGAGGAGACCGGACUACAUGUGUCACAUGUCUCUAGCCAUGUGUAUUUGACCCUCUUCAACCACAAAAACGUUCCAAUGGCCAGAUGCACCUUCCACACGGACGUCCAUGAAGAGUUACGACCCCAGCGAAGAUGGUGCGAUGAACAGCAGCGUGCGAUCGGCCCGAAAGACAGCGGUAUCAAGCUAAUUCCGGGCGAACAUAUGGAUUUCUGCUGGGCUACAGAGGCACAAAUCCGGAAUUCUCUUCCAUACAAUGCAGCAAAUACUCAAAGCGGCCUUGUUAUCCUUGAAAACAAGAGGGAUGUUAUCCUUGCCAUUUUUGGGCGACUGAGAAGGUCCCAAAUUGAUAUGGUUAAACUUCCUGUCAAUAACCGGAGAUAG